Messenger RNA from Betta splendens (Siamese fighting fish), 1302 nucleotides. RefSeq names its product N-acetylglucosamine kinase (gene nagk). The transcript is spliced from 10 exons. Gene Ontology annotation, molecular function: N-acetylglucosamine kinase activity. Lineage: Eukaryota; Metazoa; Chordata; Actinopteri; Anabantiformes; Osphronemidae. Bases 65 to 1108 code for a protein of 347 amino acids. The record is from RefSeq and is a predicted model, not a curated record.
GCGCCUCUCGGUUCCAGAUCUCGCGAUACCUGCGCUGCUGAAUGAACCAAACAGGAACUGAGACAUGGCAACAGUGUUCGGCGGAGUAGAGGGUGGAGGCACUCACUCCAAAGCAGUGUUGGUGGCGGCAGAUGGGAAGAUCCUGGCAGAGACGGAGGGGCCCUCCACCAACCACUGGUUGGUGGGAGUGGACAAAUGUAUUGAAACCAUCAACAACAUGAUCCAGAGAGCCAAGGUGGUGGCCGGCCUGGACCCCAACACGCCUCUGUCCUUGCUGGGCAUGUCUCUGAGUGGAGGCGAGCAGAAGGACGCCAUCGAGAAGCUGAUGGCUCUGAUGAAGGAACGCUUCCCCAGUCUCAGCCAGCACUACUUCAUUACCACUGAUGCCAUUGGCGCUAUGGCAACAGCCAGCGACUGUGGAGGUGUCGUCCUCAUAUCAGGCACGGGCUCUAACUGUAAGCUGGUCAAUCCAGAUGGCUCGCAGAUUGGCUGUGGAGGCUGGGGUCACAUGAUGGGCGAUGAAGGAUCAGCCUUCUGGAUCGCUCAUUCGGCCGUGAAGACGGUGUUUGACGCCAGAGACAAUCUGGUCGCCCCUCCUCAUGACAUUACCCAUGUCAGAAAAGCCAUGGAGGAGUAUUUUCAGGUGUCAGACCUGAUGGGAAUGCUGCCGCACCUCUACAGAAACUUCCAGAAGUCACAUUUUGCAGGUUUUUGCAAAAAGCUGGCUGAAGGUGCCGAGGCUGGAGACGCUCUCUGUCAACAUGUGUUCACUCAGGCUGGAAGGGUCCUGGCAAAACACGUGGAGGCCGUCUUACCUGCAGCACAAGAGCCUCUCCUGAGCGGGGACCUCGGUUUGCCCAUUCUGUGUGUGGGCUCCGUGUGGAAGAGCUGGGACCUCCUGAAGCCAGGAUUCACAGAGGUCCUGGAUAAAGUAGCGGCAUCCGACAGGUUCAAGGGUCGUUUCCACGGCUACAGCCUCCUGAGUUUGCAGCAGUCGUCAGCCCUGGGAGGAGCCAGCCUCGGAGCUCAGAGAUUAGGCCUCACCAUGAGGAUGGAUUACACAGCCAACGCUGAGGUCUUCUACCGCAACACCUUCAAAAGACAAUAAUAUUAUAAGAACAUAUAAAUACACAAGUAUCACAAUAAUAUGUUGUGUGAUACUGUGUUAACUGACCAAAAAUACUGUUGAUUUUAAUGAAUAUCUAUGUACUGAAUCGGGACUCCUAUGGCCACGUUCCUCUUAAUAUUGAGCCUAGUAAAUAAACUAGGAUCACACUGAUCUCACUACAAAAACAAAUCAUG